This is a messenger RNA of Penicillium cosmopolitanum, 1755 nucleotides long. RefSeq lists its product as uncharacterized. Gene Ontology annotation, molecular function: nucleotide binding. The transcript has 4 exons. Bases 1 to 1755 code for a protein of 584 amino acids. NCBI's taxonomy places the organism in Eukaryota, Fungi, Ascomycota, Eurotiomycetes, Eurotiales, Aspergillaceae. The record is from RefSeq and is a predicted model, not a curated record.
AUGAGUACACAUUCGGAUGACUCGAUGGCAGAGGGGAGCAGAGUGAAGGAGGUGUGCGGCGAUCUCUUCGAUGCGCCAGAAGGAUCGUGCUUGAUCCAUGCAUGCAAUAUUCAGGGCUCAUGGGGAGCUGGAAUCGCCAAAGUCUUCAAGCAGAAGUAUCCAACUGCAUACCAAUGCUACAAAGAGCACUGCGAAGAAUACCAAGAGCAAAGUGUUCACCAUGACAUCGUGGAUCUGCAAAGCGAAGACGAGGAAACUCUCUCCGUUCGUCUACCUCUGGGCACCGCACUAGUCAUUCCUCCACAGCCGGAAGAUUACAAUAAUGGCAAAAAGAAGCACUGGAUUAUCUGUCUUUUCACGUCCAGCGGGUUCGGAAGCCGCGUUGACUCUCCCGACCAAAUUCUGAACAGUACCUACGCUGCCCUGGAAGAUCUGGAUAUGCAGCUUGUCAUGCUCAAGCAGCCAAAUGAGGAAAUGGGAGACGGUCAGCCUCCACCGGGUGCACUGUUUUCUUGCCGAUUCAAUUCGGGCCUUUUUGCGGUACCUUGGAACGACACGAGGGAGCUUAUCGACGACUUGGGACUGAGUAUGACUCCACGGGCUGGAUGGCUGAGUAGGUUCGUGACUGACUUGCUCAUCGAUCCUCGUUUACGUGGUACAACCGAUAUUGUUCACAGGGUGGUCGGUGUGGCAUCGUCAACUCGGGAAGAAACCGCGGCCAAGUUCAUCGAUGACUUCGUCCGUCCAGCCCAGAAGGAGGAGUGUAUCGCUCACGGGAGCUUCGAGUCCCUUCUUUUACGAGACGAUAUUGAGGUCGUGUAUAUUUCUACGCCUCACUCGAGUCAUUACGAGAAUUGCCUACAGGCUUUGGAACACAAAAAGUCGAUUUUGUGCGAAAAAGUCUUGACUAUCAAUGCUACCCAGGCCCGCAAGAUCCUCGACAGGGCCAAACAAGAAAACCUUUUCGUUAUGGAGAAUAACUGGCUUCCCUUCUUACCCAUCAGUACUGAAGUUCGGAAAUACAUCAAGUCGAAUAAGCUUGGGGAUAUCAUCAGGGUCUAUGCUGAUCUCUCCUACGGAGAAAAUCCCGAGUCCUGGCCGGAGGGUCACCGAUCCAUCAACCCGGACCUUGGCGGUGGUUGUCUUCUUAAUAUUGGAAUUUAUAGCCUUACUUGGGCUUUGCAAUGUCUUUAUCAUACAUUGCCGAGCGAAGUUCGCCAGAAACCCAAGGUUCAGAGCUUGAUGUCUCUCUAUUCGGCUGCCGGUGUCGACGAAACUAGCACUGUCAUUAUGGAGCUUGCGUCCCCGCCACAUGGGAAACAUAAAGCCCACGGCAUUGCGACGACAUCUUUCCGAAAAGAUUGGGAUCCUAACAAGUGCCAAGAUUCUGUUCCGUGUGUUCGGAUCUUAGGCUCGAAAGCGGAGUUGCAGGUGUUGGGUGGACCGGCUUCGCGCCCGCAGACAAUCAGGAUUAUCCCUCAGCUGCGGGUCAAUGCCAAAUCAAGACCCCAGAUGAGCGGGGCAAAGGGUACAGAGCAAGAUUAUAUCGAAGUAAUUAACUUUGGGCCGCCUGGCGAGCCUGGGGGAGGGCGUGGAAUGUUCUGGGCGGCGGAUGAAGUAGGGAGAAGUCUGAGAGACAAGGAAGUCGAGAAUAAAAAUAUGCCCUGGAAUGAGACUCUUUUGAUGAUGGAAAUACUUGACGAAGUCAGACGAGCUGGAGGUCUACACUACCCGGAGGCCAUCGAGAAGAUCUAA